AUGUUGACGAAUGAACGUGGGAAUUGGACUAAGUCGUCUUCGCCAACCCCGGCACCUGGGAGAGCAGCUGCAAACUUGGUUCUUGGCACUCCUGUCGGUGCACAGACAUAUGUUCAGGAGCGGUGUGCAGAUAGGGGCGACUACGCUUCUCCUAGCAAGUUUCAGGACAACCUCAGCAGCCUCCUCCCCAGGGGCAACUCCGCUGAUUACAGCAAAGGACCCAUUCGCGGUUUCUACAACACAACAGAAGGUGAAGAUCCAGACAAAGUUUAUGGUCUCUUCCUCUGCAGAGGGGAUGUUGCCUCCGAUCUCUGUCAGACUUGCAUCCGUAACGCUAGCAGCACCAUCAUAGACAGAUGUCCAGGACAGAAAGAGGCAACCAUAUGGUACGACGAGUGUCUCCUGCGCUACUCUAACAGAUCGUUCUUCUCUUUCAUGGAGACAGAACCGAUUAUUUUUGUUAUCGACCCUGAGAGCAAUUCAGUUACCUUCAACAAGAUUGUGGAGCAAACUUUCGAUAACGAGGACUUUGCAGCAAAAGUGACAGAUUUGUUCGUGAGAAAUGUCACGGACAAUGCGAUCUCCUCGGAAAGCUUAUACACAACCAUAAACGUUAGUGUCUCAAGUUCAGUGACCCUGCAUGAGCGUGCACAGUGCACCCCUGACAUCUCAAAGUCAGCUUGUAAGAGUUGCUUGCUUUCUGCUGUCAAAAAUUUUUCUACCGCUCUUAAUCUUAAAAGGGGAGGUGCGAGAAUUCUUCAGCCAAGUUGUUAUGUACUGUACCGAAUGUAUUUUGCUGGGGAACCUGGAGGACAAGCACCAGCACCUUCUGCAACCAGUAAAGGGCUCAAACGAAUUCCAUGGAUUACAAUAGUUAGCUCAGUAAUAGGAUCGGGGUUACUAAUAAUCAUCGUGGGUUCGUGUCUUUUCUUUAUGAGGAAAAAGAGAUUGAAGAAAGAGAUGGAAGACAGCCAAGAGGUUCAGUUACUUCAUCUACGACAAGAAAUUGGAGAAGAGUUUUCAAAGGAAAACUCUCGUGGACUGGCGGGUUCUCAAGAAUUAUCUCUGAUGCGAUUAGACAUCAUACGAGCAGCCACAGGAAACUUCUCCGAUGAAUGUAAACUUGGGGAAGGGGGUUUGGUUCUGUGUACAGGGGCACAUUGGCAGAUGGAAAAGAAAUUGCAGUUAAGAGGCUUUCAAAAACCUCAGGCCAAGGACUCAUCGAGUUGAAAAACGAAGUCAUCUUGAUUGCCAGACUACAACACAGGAACCUUGUCCGAUUAUUGGGAUGCUGCUUGGAAGAAGAUGAAAAACUCUUGCUAUAUGAAUACUUGCCCAACAAAAGCCUUGAUGCCUUGCUUUUUGGUUUGAGCUUUAGCA
Messenger RNA from Eucalyptus grandis, 1380 nucleotides. Its product is annotated as putative cysteine-rich receptor-like protein kinase 9. Bases 1 to 1230 code for a protein of 409 amino acids. Lineage: Eukaryota; Viridiplantae; Streptophyta; Magnoliopsida; Myrtales; Myrtaceae. The transcript is spliced from 6 exons. The record is from RefSeq and is a predicted model, not a curated record.